Diospyros lotus (date-plum) is the source of this 914-nucleotide messenger RNA. Its product is annotated as protein PEROXIN-4. Lineage: Eukaryota; Viridiplantae; Streptophyta; Magnoliopsida; Ericales; Ebenaceae. The coding region runs from base 245 to 718 and encodes 157 amino acids. The record is from RefSeq and is a predicted model, not a curated record. The transcript has 6 exons.
UCGAGGUCGGUUGUCGGUUCGAUCUUUGCGCUGGGGUUCUCUCCCAUCAAAUGGACGCUUGAAGUCGCAGGUCAGAUUUCUAGCCAUAAUUGUCGUCAAGUUGUCGUUGCUACUGAUUUUGAUUGACCGGUCACACAUCGCAUCUGGUUGGUUUCCGAGAAAACAAAGGGGAAAACCGUCGGGAAAUCAAGGAGUUUACAGUUUACACCCAUCUAGGGUAUCUGAUCAAUAAGCGACAGGCGGGAUGCAGGCAUCAAGGGCAAGGCUUUUCAAGGAGUACAAAGAGGUCCAGCGAGAGAAAGCAGUUGAUCCAGAUAUUCAGCUAGUCUGUGAUGAUUCUAAUAUAUUCAAAUGGACUGCUCUAAUCAAGGGGCCAUCAGAAACUCCUUAUGAGGGGGGAGUUUUCCAGCUUGCUUUCUCAGUCCCCGAGCAGUACCCCUUGCAACCUCCUCAAGUACGGUUUUUGACAAAAAUAUUUCACCCAAAUGUGCAUUUUAAGACGGGAGAGAUUUGCCUUGAUAUCUUGAAAAAUGCAUGGAGUCCAGCUUGGACGCUCCAAUCUGUUUGUAGGGCUAUAAUUGCUUUGAUGGCCCAUCCAGAACCAGAUAGCCCACUGAAUUGUGAUUCAGGUAAUCUACUACGUUCUGGUGAUACCCGAGGAUACCAGUCCAUGGCAAGGAUGUACACAAGGCUCGCUGCUAUGCCAAAGAAGGGUUGAAUUCAGAAAUCCCACUUUUCUGUUCCCUUAAAUAAUCCUUUUAUCAUUGCCUUGCAACGAUUGUGACAAUAACUUCAUCGCUGCCGUACAGAAGUCCCACUUUUCUGUACUCUUAUAGAAGAACCUUAUCAACCAAAGCUCCAAUUAGUUGUCCUAAUUGGCUUAUUAUGGUUUAAUCUUGAUGAUUCUUCUGAUU